AUGGAUUAAAAGCCUUCUUGUAUAAUAUAAUCAUCCUUCCUUGAUUAGGAAGCCUCGUCUGAUAACAUUCCUCUGAAAUUACACUACACAAAAGUCAUUUAAAGUGAUGUUAAAAACCCUAUUGCAUCAAUUAUUAUAAUACAUGGAUUGGGUUAAUAUUCAGAACUAUACUAUGACUUGGCAGAGUAUUUCUCAUCAUACAAAUAUGUAUGUCACCUUAUCGACUUAAGAGGAUUUGGAUAUUCUGGAGGUGUAAAAGGACUUUCUAAUUUUGAGGAUAUGAUUAAAGACAUUGAACUACUUUUGCAGUAAGUACGUAAAGACAUCCCUUUAUUCGUAUGUGGUCAUUCACUAGGAGCAUCUUUGCUUCUAUCAAUUGGUGUAAGAAAUCCUAGGCUAAACAUCAGUGGUUUUAUUGCACUAGCACCGCUUGUCGAUCCUGAUAGACAUGGCUAUGAAAGAAAAAAUGGAAUUAUAUCUAAAUUCACAUAAUAUGGAGUUAGAAUACUUGGAGAGUUUUUAGGCGAUAUUCUUUAAUCUAAUUGGGCCAUUUAGCAAAAUUUAAAAAAGGGGAAAAACCUCAUGGUACAAAAUAUAGGUCUUUAAAUGGUAAAAAGUCUUUUGAAGGGAAUAAGGUAAUUAAAUGAUUAAGCUUGCAGCUUCAACUACCCUAUCUUCAUUGUUCAAGGAAGCUAAGACUGUGUUUGUAAUCUUAAAAAAACAGAAGGCUUUUUUGAUAUGAUUAAUAGCUCGGACAAAGCAAUGCAAGUUAUUCCUAGUAUUUCACAUGAAAUAAUUUAAGAUGAUAACAGUGGCAGAGUUAAGUUAGAAAUCCUUGCAUGGAUGUAACUUAGACUUCAAAAUGCACGUCCAUUCUCAGAGACUUAAAUCUAGAUAAAAAUUUACAAAUAAACAAGCCCGAAGUGGAGACUAUUAAAAAUGAUAUUAGGAAUGCUGUUUGCAAAAACUAUAUCUAAUAUUUCACUGUUUUAUAAUAAGGGAAUACUCUUCUAGAAAGUUUACAAAAUGUUUAUGAUUAUCAAAUCUUUCUUAAUUUUCUGA
This is a messenger RNA of Tetrahymena thermophila SB210, 1062 nucleotides long. Its product is annotated as alpha/beta fold hydrolase. Gene Ontology annotation, cellular component: membrane. NCBI's taxonomy places the organism in Eukaryota, Ciliophora, Oligohymenophorea, Hymenostomatida, Tetrahymenidae. The record is from RefSeq and is a predicted model, not a curated record. The transcript is spliced from 6 exons. Gene Ontology annotation, molecular function: lipase activity.